CAUUGUAUUUGGUUGUGUUUUUGGUUCAUUUGCAUUGUUCAGUUGAGUUCGAUUGAUCGUUCACUGCUGAUUUGUACGAGUGAAAGUGAUAAAGCUGGUGGUGAUCUAGAGAAGGAUUGUGCUGAGUUGAACUCGGAUGAUUUGGUUCGGGUGGCUCUUGCCGACGUGAUUUGUACUCGUCAGUGGACACAUCUGGCAAUUGUUCUAACACGAUCCGUUCUUAAACAUAGCCAAGUAUCAGUUUAUGUGAAUGGCCGUUUGCAUUGUUCACAAAAAUUGCAUUAUGUGGUGCAGAAUGUCGGCGGUGCUGCCACCCAUCUGGCAUCAACAAGUGCGGUGCACGCCAUUGUUGGAACACCACCGAAUUGUCGUUUAUUGAGCAGGUUACACUUCAAAAUAGCGAGUUUCUUCAUUUUUGAAGAGCCGUUAAGCGCCGAUGCAAUCCAGCGAAUCUAUCGCCUUGAGCCGCACUACGUUGGUAAUUUUCAGACAGCCGAUUCGGAUGGAACACCACUGGUGAGUGAAGAGCGUAUUUGUUUAGCGCUAUCGGCAGUUGCCGAUACCGAGCUGAAUGUGGCACGAAUUGGUUCGAUGUACAGCAAAGCAGAUGCUGCGUUCAUUGCGCCUUUCUUGGGUGUUUCGUUACACGAUCACAAUACACCGUUACGUGUGCUCUUCAAUACGGUUUCACAUGCGCCUGGUCCAGCGCGUUCAUUUGGCGCAGUCUUACUCGGAUAUUUAGGAAUGCGCACAUUCGCACCGUUACCGGUCACUCGGCUGCUUGAGUCAGUCGGUGGAGUGUCGUGUUUAUUCGGUUUAUUGGCAAUGGCCACCGAUUCACAAGAAUUGUACGCAUCGUUGAAGGCGCUUGCUGCGGCUGUUAAAACUGACAAAUCAAUUUCAACAUAUUUGAAUGCGACUCGUUCCUAUCAGACGCUAGCAAUGCUGCUGGAAGAGAAGAUUGAAUUACUGAAUUCGCAUAUUCUGCAUUUGAUCUUAUCGCUGGUGGGUACUGUUGAUACAAGUCGUGAUACAGUCGCCAUACCGAACAUUCAAACCUUCGAGGAUCUAUUGUGUGAUGUGGAUGUAUGGCGUAACGUAAAUGCUGACUUAAGUCGACUUCUCUACGAGCAUUUCUACGAUCAACAACGUGAAAAUUUGAAUAUUGUUCGUCGCAGUUCGUUGCCGUCACGUUUGAUGAUUCGUUUGUUUGAUUCACCGCAAGCCAUUUUUGCUGUCAACGAUGUGGUUUUCAAUUUGAUCGCUGCUAUUAUACAGCCACCAUCAGAUUCGAAUUCUUUGCUCAAACUCGGUCAGUUGUUGGCUGCAACGUUGCCAUCCUCAUCAGCCGACCAAUGCGAAGAGGAAUAUCCGUUGUCGAUUCCAGAUCUACAAACGGCACUGUUCAAACAGAAAUGUACAAUUGCUGGCACUGACUCGGAAAUUGAUCGUACUUUGUAUUUGAUUUAUAUUCGCAAUCGAAUUCUGAAUAUUUUAGCCAACACUCUUGCACACUCAUCGCCGAGCAACAAUUUGCAAAUGAGUGAGCAAAUUAUACGCGUUCUGGGAUUUGAUUGGGCAUUAGCGUUGUUCUCACCAGGUGUACAUAAAGGAACGGUGGUAAUUGGCUUAAGAAUUCUCUUGUCGCUUCUAAGACACGAACAUCUGCUGAGCAAGUUUCGUGAGGGUUCUGCGAAUGGCGGUUGGCUAACGGACGCGGAUUCUGUGGUUCGCAAUCGAGCAGCUGUUUUGCUUGGAUUUUCAGUGGCAGCACACGGCGGCACAGUUGGUGCACAUAUCGAUAUCAAUCCGGAGCUAUCCGAAUGCAGUGGCUUCACAGCUUUGGAGCAUUUGCUGUGCUCGCAUUCAGAUAAGCCUCAGUGUUAUUUGGCAAUGUUGGCCCUUCUGGUCGGACAGCCGGUGGCCAAUAUGACGCUUAUCGAUGAUUUUUCACUGGAUCUCAUUUGGUCGCAUGUCUUCGGUCUUUCACUGUCCAGUUCGGUUUCUGAAGCAAUUUCUCGAGCGCAACUCUGUCCCGAGGCCAUCAUUCCACUCUUAUCGAUGGUUCGAUCAUGUGUUCAUGGCGCACUCACGCAGUCGUCACCUCAACAAGUCGGUCAAUCGUAUCAUCAAAAAUUUUUUAUGAACUCGUCAUUUUACGCAUUUCGAUUGUCGCGAACUUACUGUUGUAAUAUUUUCAAUUCAACAAUUUUUCCGUUUUCAUUCAAUUGUCGUCUCAUCGAGAUCAUUCGAAAAACUAACAAUGGACACGACACAACGAACAGUGACGCUGAAAAUGGUUUGCCAUCAGUGACAACGAAUAAUGAAGCUCAGAUGCAACAACAACAACAGCAAAGAUUCGCCGCAACCGUUAUACAAAUGCUGACGUUCUUGUAUCAGAACUCACUGGAGUUGUGUAAUGUUUGUCAUACGGAUGAGUUUAUCGUGCGACUGUUCUCGGUUCUGGUACCACAACAGUUAGGUGUUGUAACAACACAGUCGACGACCACCCACACCCAAAAUCCACAACAACAACCACAACCACAGCAACAAAUGGCAAUAACACCAACUACGAGUAUUGCACAUUCGGUGUUAGAAAAUGCAUGUUGUCGAAGUGUUUUGGAUUUACUGAAACGGAUUUUAUGCGAAGAUGUAUCACUUUCGCACAGUGGGCGUCCAGACUCUUUGGUGGACGCUUUAAUCGAAAAUGUACCCGAAUGUGGCCCUGCAAAACGUUUCCAUUCGAUAAUUCUUUCUGAGAUUCUAACACUGUGUAUGGAACAUAUGAUUGCUACAGACGUUCUACUCGGCUCAUCACGAACCGCUACAUCAGCUGCCACAAACUCAUCUACAACACCAGUUUCUCCAACUUUGUUGCUCUCCAAUUUUGCAUAUUUUGCCUCUCGAGUGGUCGAUUGUUUAUGGAGUGCGUUGUAUGUGGGUGAACCGAUGCGUGUACUCGACUUCCUCUUCAAAGGAAUCGCGUUGGGACGACGUACCGAUUGGCGUUCAUCAUCACCGUCAGAUGCCCUUUUACAUACGCUCGAUCGUGCCAUUCUCUAUCUUCUCAGUCGACCCAUUGAUACUUCUCAAGUUCAAAUGUGUAUAUUGGAUACUCUAUGUGAAGUGGUUGCAAAUCGUGCGAUUGUUCUGUCGCCAACACAUAACGAUCCACUCUUCUUUGGUGCACUCACGCAUCUACUGUUCAUGUUGUCCGUUACACCAGAUAUCUUACCCAGCGAACGACAGCAAUCACAACUUGAUAAUGGAAGUGCACAGGUAGCAUUAUGUGCGUCACGAGUAUGGCAAGAAGUGUGUAAUGCAAAGCGAAAUAUCUUGGAGGAUAUUUUCAAGCGUGGUUUCGUGUGUGAGUUGAACGCUGCACGAGCACUUCUUUCACAUGCAGCCAGUUUGCAGUGGUUGGCGUUCGUCGAUGCGCAAAAGAUAACCAAAGUGGCCAGUGGUUUGCAACGUUUAACAAGUCGUAAAACGCUUAGUACGUCAAGUUCCACUUCAAUGUGUGCAUCUGUUUGGCGUCCACCAAAUAUAAGUACUGAGGUUGUUCACAUGUGGAUACGAGUGCACACGUCGUUGAUACGUGAAUUGGUGCGUGCACAGUGUGUUCGAUAUCAUGAAUGGCAUUCACACGUGCAGAAAUGGUGUCUGCAAGAGUGGCACGCACUCGAGGCUGAACUAACUCGUGAACGAGGACUUUGGGGUCCACAAAUAGGCUCGUCGUUAGAUAAAUUCGCGUUGGACACCACCGAAGGUCCAUGCCGUAUUCGUCGCAAACUGAUUCCCAAUCCAACCUUCUAUCAUCAGUAUCCCUAUCGACCACAUUUGGAUCUUCCAGAAUCGGUUUCUUUUACAUCUUCGUUGUUUUAA
Molecule: messenger RNA, 3885 nt
Organism: Anisakis simplex (herring worm)
Lineage: Eukaryota; Metazoa; Nematoda; Chromadorea; Rhabditida; Anisakidae
Source: the annotation of a GenBank genome assembly